AUGUACCUCUGUGCCUCCACAUUGUGGAGACUGAGAAGCUUGACCCAAUGCAUGCAAGAAGCAGAAGAGCCGAAGAAGAAGAACAACAACAACAGGAAGAAGAAGAGGAAGAGCGAACCAAAACCCACAUGCGUUCCAAAAACGAUAUGGAACGAGGAAGAAGAGCUUAUGCUACUAAAGAUAUUCGAGAAGAUGAGGAAGUUUCAAGGACUCUUGCAGGCUUACUUGAACGCUAAAGCGCCUGCUUAUGGAAUGCGAGAGCGAAUGAAGGCUGAUAAUAUAUUUCCGAACAAGUCCACGGCUGCUCUGCUUUCUCAAGGUGAUCCAUUUAAGAAGACUGCUAUCUCUGAGAUUCUUGAUUGA
Microthlaspi erraticum is the source of this 363-nucleotide messenger RNA. The record is from the annotation of a GenBank genome assembly. Lineage: Eukaryota; Viridiplantae; Streptophyta; Magnoliopsida; Brassicales; Brassicaceae.